CUUUCGGUGCAUCUGGUCGAUCGCUCUCGCCUGCCCUGGUUCGACUCGGGCGUCACUCUGCACGCGGAGCGUCGACUCGUGCCGGUACCGCUGCCCGGCUGAGGGACGCGGGCGCCGGCCACCGAUUCCCCGAAAUGGAGAGACACACGCACCCACGAGCUUUCAGCGGCUUUACCGGUGUUGACUUUUCAUCUAAAAGGAAUCUAUCUUUUGGUACGGGGGAUAAGGGCGGAGGAGAGGGGGGGAGCUGCGGGGAAGGAGGGAUAGAGGAAGAGGAGGAGGUGAAAGUCGGAAUAAGAAAGCGGCUCCUCCCGCUUCGUCGAGCUGCCUGCAGGCCGGACAGCAGCGGCAGAAAAGCAGCGAGCAGCAGGGAAACCACGUCCUCGCUCGGAUUUAAGUCGCCGUGAAUGAGCGAGAGUCCGCCGGAGCACCGACUGCGCCGCCGCCACUCCCCCCCGCAGCUGAACCGACCGACCGACCGACCGACCGACCGACCGACAUGCUCUCCCCGGGACUCUCCGUGUCUCUGCUGGCCGUGUCCUGCGCGCUGUGGCCGGCUGCGGUCCGGGCGGCGUCCUGCGAGCCGGUGCGGAUCCCGCUGUGCCAGUCCAUGCCGUGGAACAUGACCAAGAUGCCGAACCACCUCCACCACAGCACGCAGGACAACGCGGUGCUGGCCAUCGAGCAGUUUGAAGGGCUGCUGGGUACUGGCUGCAGUCCGGAUUUGCUCUUCUUCCUGUGUGCCAUGUACGCUCCCAUCUGCACCAUCGACUUCCAGCACGAGCCCAUCAAACCCUGUAAGGCGGUGUGCGAGCGGGCGAAGUACGGCUGUGAGCCGGUGAUGAAGCGUUACAACCACAGCUGGCCCGACAGCCUGUCCUGCAGCGAGCUGCCGCUGUACGACCGCGGGGUCUGCAUCUCGCCCGAGGCCAUCGUCAAGGCGGAGGGACCAGAUCCAUACCACCAGGACCCAGCCAGGUGUAAUCCAGAAUCCAGACCAGACUUUCCAAUGGACUCCAACAACUUCCACUGCAGAGGACCAAAUGGGGAUCGCUGCAGAUGCAAGACAGUCAGAAUGAUUUUGAAAACCUACCUGAAGAACAACUACAACUACGUGAUCAGGGCAAGGGUGCGGGAGGUGAGGAAUCGUGGUCUGGAGCCCACGGCGGUGGUGGAGGUGAGGGAGGUGCUCAAGUCUUCUCUGGUUAACAUUCCCAAGGACACGCAGACACUCUACUACUCGUCCUCCUGCCUGUGUCCUCCUCUUACUCCCGGGGAGGAGUACCUCAUUAUGGGCUACGAGAACGAGGAGACGUCCAGGUUGCUUCUGAUUGACGGCUCCAUUGCUCAGAAGUGGAAGGACAAAAUGGGCAAGAAGAUCAAGAGAUGGGAUAAGAUCCUGCAGGAGAGAGGCCAAGGAUCUCAGCGCCGGAGUCGCCACUGAGAUCUGACUGUGUGUGUGUGUGUGUGUGUGUGUGUGUGUGUGUGUGUGUGUGUGUGUGUGGGCACAGUUGUUUGCGGGCAUGCGCGCGUGUGUGUAGAUAUUGCACUAUCACAGGCUGUUGUAGCUGAAUGUAGUUCAUCUCUUCAUCUGCCAGACUGUUUGGAGUCUGAUUUUUGUCAUUUACUUUCUUUGCACAACCUUUAUUUAGUGUGCGUUUAGUGUGUGUGUGUGUUUGUGUGUGUGUGUGUUUGUCAGUGUGUACAUGUGUGUGUGUUUGUGUGUGCGCGCGUGUGUGUGUUUACACCUAAAGCACUCAAUAAAGACGAGAGAGUCAUGCAGCUUCUAUGCUGUGGUACUAAACCUACGCACAGACAUACAGUCUGUACGUGACAGAGUUUCUUGGAACAAAUUUCUUUUCGGUGGCAGCCAUGUUGGCUCCACAGUUUCUCUCCAUGAUCACAGUCUUUAAUAUUCCUGGAUGUUGGCCAUGUUACCAUGGCAACAGGACGGAGGAUAUUUAAAUGAUAUGAAAGCCAUUUGGGCUUGGACAUUUGGACUAUGAUAGGUCUUUAACCACGACCUGAACUUUACUGAACUCUGCAGAAAGGAAGGAAAGACGAUUAUUCACGCUUUGUUCAUGCAGCAGCGAGAGGAACAGCAGCAUCAGGCAGCAGCAGCAGCAGCAGCAAGAGCAAAAGCAACUGCGACAAGAACAGUAGAGAGUUCGCUUACUUCUCCAGUGUUGUGUGAUCCAGCCAUGGAUGGAAUACUGGACGGGCCUGCCAGGUACGGGCCCAGGGGCCGGAGCGUCUGUUUGAAGAGACCGUUAAAAUUACUACAAAAAGUUACAGAACGACCAGAAAGAGACUCCAAACUAGAAAACAACUAGAAAAAGAUACAGAAAGACCACAAAGACACAAAACUACCACAAAGAGACACCGUGUCUGGUAUGCUCCUAUGUAGGAGGGGUAGGGGCUUCUUUUACGUAUCUGUGCCCGGGGGCCCAUUGUCUGAAAAUCUGUCAGUGGAUCCAGCAGCUCCUCCCGUCUCAAUAUGUCACGACAACAGAGGACGACAAAUGUCCAUGGCACAGACUGUUUGCUGACAUCAUGGUUUGUUGGUCAGGGUAGGGAAACCCCUGUGUGGGGAGCUUGGAGUGUGCCACCGGAAUCAUUUGAGACUCUCUUCAGUGGGUGACCGUGAUCAGUUAUUGAUUAGAGUCCUGUUAAAAAGCAAGUAUCAAACAAGGAUCCUGUAGCUGCUCUGUGGGUCGGACCUCAUUUCAGUUCAGUUGUCUUUGAAUUAAAUCGAUCAUGAAAUGGAAAAUGGAAAUGUACAAAAACAGGAAACAGUACAAUGUGAGAUGGAACAUGAUGUGCACAUUCAUCAGUAAACUGAAUAACAAAGAUUAA
This is a messenger RNA of Xiphias gladius (swordfish), 2856 nucleotides long. It is a transcript of the gene frzb, whose product is annotated as frizzled related protein. NCBI's taxonomy places the organism in Eukaryota, Metazoa, Chordata, Actinopteri, Istiophoriformes, Xiphiidae. The record is from RefSeq and is a predicted model, not a curated record. Bases 500 to 1444 code for a protein of 314 amino acids. Gene Ontology annotation, biological process: canonical Wnt signaling pathway; non-canonical Wnt signaling pathway. Gene Ontology annotation, cellular component: cytoplasm. The transcript is spliced from 8 exons. Gene Ontology annotation, molecular function: Wnt-protein binding.